Ctenocephalides felis (cat flea) is the source of this 1100-nucleotide messenger RNA. RefSeq lists its product as uncharacterized. Gene Ontology annotation, molecular function: microtubule binding. The record is from RefSeq and is a predicted model, not a curated record. Gene Ontology annotation, cellular component: cytoplasm; nucleus. NCBI's taxonomy places the organism in Eukaryota, Metazoa, Arthropoda, Insecta, Siphonaptera, Pulicidae.
UGAUUCAACCGUUGUUGUUGUCGGCAGGCAUCAUGCACGUCCAGACCCAAUGACCGAUUCUGAUUUUUUCACUGAAAGUGAUGCUGAUCUCGCUUCAUCCGAGGAUACUGCACACAGACUUGCUAGAGUCAUAGAUGGAAGACUGGUAUAUGGGCAUACUGCUGCCAAUAAUAAUGCAGGUAUUCCUACUGCUGGGCCAUUAUGUCUGGUGGAAGAUUCUUCUUCCUCCUGCAUGGAAUCCAGUGGUGUAUACACAGAUCUCGAAAAUAAUAGUCGCACAGUGACACCACCUCAGGGUAUAAUGGUUAAAAGUGCUUCUUCUAGCGAUUCGUCAGCUAUAAGUCCAAAUGCGAGCGCCUAUAAAGUACCUUUGGAUGAAACAAUGGCUAUGUCGGUUGAUGAAUCUAGCGAACCAAUUGCGGUUAAAUCACCAAGUUCAUCCACAAAGAAAUCAAAGCCAUCGUCAAAAACGAAUACAUCGUCUGGCGGUGCUUCUGGUAAAGAGAAUAAGCGCCCUCAGAUCAAACGUUGUAACAAAUGGGAUUCUGUAAUGAAUAAAAUUGCUGAAAAUAAAAAUGCAAGGCCUACUAUUCAUUUGCGGGAAGUCAAAUCAAAGAUUUCUACUGGUCUCACCAAUAACAAUAAUGGUUCUAGUCCAACCUCAAGAGUGAGAGCUUUGAAUAAAGUUGCUUGCAGUAGUGUGCAAUCGUUGAAUGAGAGAAGUUUGAAUUCGCAACAACUUAAAGCUAAAAGCAGGAGAACACGUGUGCGAGCUUCGGAAUCGAAUCUUCUGCAGGACGAUAGUCAGAGCGAUGUGAGCAGCAACGCAGCAGGUAACACCGUGAAUUCAUCGCCGCUAUCGGCGACCCCGGCGAGGUCGACGCCGACCUCCGGUGUGACGCAUUCUCUGCACCAGCGGCAAAAUACGUCCAGUCCGAGGAAACCUCCGGCGGCUGCGGUGCAGGCCAAUAAUCGCGCAGCCAAGAAGCGAGAUGUCGUCCGGCAAACCUCUACGCCGCCGGCGCUGUCCGAGCACCCGGUUCGGCACACAAAGCAGGCCGCCAGCCCGAUGCGGCCGGUCAGGCCGAACAAUUUACUCC